Messenger RNA from Styela clava, 2782 nucleotides. The record is from RefSeq and is a predicted model, not a curated record. Lineage: Eukaryota; Metazoa; Chordata; Ascidiacea; Stolidobranchia; Styelidae.
AAAAGUCAGAAGUAGUCAUUUUAAUAUUCUUGAAUAAAUCUGCGAGUCACUAAAAUGCCAAAGUCUGCACAUUUAAGCAGAAUAAGUCCAAGCUAUUAGAAGAAUACUGAUAAAGACAUCUUAGCGAUAUUGUAACCAAUUCAAAAACAAUGGAAGCAAAAGAUCGACAAAAGUCUCCGAACGACGAUUCAACCAAAAAACUCACCAUUUCAGUCGCAGUUGGACUACUGGCGUUGCUUGCUGUUGUAGUAUUGGGUGUUGCAGUUAUCGGUGGUGCGCCAACCGAGUGUGAAAAAUUUCUUGCACAAUAUUCAGCAGGAAAAAAGAUUACAGUUCUUUUAGAUCCGGUGACAAGACGAGAAUGUUUAGAAACUAUGUGCGAUUUUGACUACGGACAAUGCGCAUCACCCUGCCCAUUCGGAUUUGCACAAGACGAAGAAACUGAGUGUCCAAAUAGUUGUGAUUGUGCUGAAUCCGGAUCGUUUCAAGGAGAUAUUCAAUUCAACGAGGAUGAAAUUCCAAAAAUGAUGAAGGAUUUUGGUCAUAGCGAAGAAGACGAAGAUUUCGAACUAUUUUACGCGUGGGGAGACAACAAAUGGGAUAAUAUUGAAGUCGACGGAAGAUAUAAAAUACCUUACAUUCUUGACGAAGUUAUUACUGAAGAUUUUUACAAAGAAUUUGACAUGUCAAUGCGAAAUUUAUCGCAACGAACUUGCUUGGAUUUUAUACCAAGAACAGAAAACGAACCAGAUUAUCUCAAAAUUAUGAGCCGAGGGCAAGGCUGUUCGGCACAUAUUGGCAGAGCUGGUGGAAGGCAGUUGGUUAAUCUGCCAGAAGGAUGUUUUUUUGAAGCAACAAUCCAGCAUGAGCUGAUGCAUACACUCGGAUUCUAUCACGAGCAAUCAAGAAAGGAUCGAGAUGCAUAUGUCGAUAUUCAUUGGGAUAACCUCGAUAAAUACACAUCUCACAAUUUUGAUAAAGAGGAAUCGGAACAACUGAUAGAUCUAGGAUCAGAGUACGAAAUAACAUCUGGGAUGCAUUACAUGAGCUUCUGUUGGGCUGUGGAUAAGAGUAAGCCAACAAUAACAGGCAAAGGGAAUGUAAUAAUUAAGAAAAAACAUGAAGAAAAUUUUUUAACGGCUGAAGAUUUACAUGAAAUUCGAUUGCUUUACAAAUGUAAGGACAGUGGGCCGAAUAAAAAAACAGGUGAAUGGAACGAGUGGAAUAAUUGGAGUGAAUGCACCCAAACAUGUGGCGAUGGGAAAAGGCAGCGAUAUCGACAUUGUAUACACCAAGCAACUGGAGAAAAACUUGUUGAUGGGUGCCCUGGAUUGCCAUCAGAUUACGAAGAAUGCAAUACUGCUGAAUGUCCGCCACCUGAUGGGGAAUGGAAAGAAUGGGGCAGCUGGGCAUCUUGCUCAGCAACAUGUGGGCCAGGACGAAUGAUGCAAUCCAGAGAAUGUAGUAAAGUAUUGGCUUGCGUAGGAGAAUAUUUUAACUACAAACCAUGCUAUGAGGUUUUCUGUGACACUGGAGAAAAAGUCAUGACUGAGACGUUUGGAACAUGGACUCAGUGGACCAAUUGGAUGGUCUGCGAUAAACAUUGUGGAAAAGGAAAGCAGACUUCUACUAGAACUUGUGCUAGAAAUGAAGAAUAUCUCCCAAUCAAACGCUGUGCCAUUCCAGAUGAUGUACCAAAUUUGAGCGAACAUGGCAACGUAAGAGUUAGAGAAUGUGAGCUUAGAGCUUGUGCAGGACAACCUGCUGGAUCUGGUUCGACAAAUUCAAAUAACGUUGUCACAACAGCAGCACCUGGAGGAGCAGUCGGUGGGUCAUCCAACCAGUGGGGCGAAUGGAGUCAAUGGUCAACUUGUGACGUCACGUGUGGAGAAGGACAAUGGACAAGGGAAAGAACAUGUCCCGUGAGUGGUAGCUGUGUUGGUGCAAGUCACAGCUUCCAGUCAUGCAGUAUGAAUCCGUGCGGAUCUAGUGAUUAUGGAUAUGGGGACACAUCCGGAAGUUCUGAAUCAAGCGAAACAAGUGCAACAGGAUGGGGCGACUGGGGUAGAUGGACACAAUGCGAUAAAACUUGCGGGUCAGGAACAAGGUUGAAAACGAGGAAAUGUAAAUCGUACUUCUGCGAGGGAUCAUAUAAAGAAACGGAAAGCUGUCAAGAAAGUCAGUGUUCUUCUGGAAGAGAUGGUAAAUUGUAUUUUUCUUUUUUAAAGUGUUACUUAUUCUACAAACCAUUCAACAAUAAUUUACUUCAUAGUUGCAGAUUUGUUUCAAAGCAAGAGUAUCAGCGUUAUAAAAAACGUAUGUCCUUACGGAAAAUUAUUUAUUGGGAAAUUCAAUAAAGAUAUGUUUCCUGAUUUACUUUGUCUUUACCCAGACGGAUUCGCACGAUUGUACUACACCGACCCAUUCAAAGCAGCGAUGGGAGCUACGGUCAAUUGGGAGGGAACAACUCUACAUUGCAGUUUUACUGAUGAUGAUGAAAACACACGUAUUUACGUACAAGAUUUCAAUAGAGACGGAUUAGAUGAUUUAGCCUGUCACAACCAAGUGACAAAACAAAUCGUGAUAACUUUGAACAAGAAUGGCGUCUUCCAACCAUGGAUUGAUUGGCAAGGAAAGAGAAAGCGUUGCAUCGGAGUAGUGGCAUAUCUUGAGAUGGACGGAGACGGGAAUAUCGAUUUAGUUUGCGGUGACGAAAACAACUCAUUCCAAUACGUUUAUUUAAGUAAACUUUGAAAUUUAGCUAUAUUCAUGCCAUUUUUUA